AUGGAUGAAGUGCACUACACAGAGUUUGAGAAUCCCAAGUUCGAUGCCAAGGACGAGACGCAGAUGUUGGGAGGUCCACCCUGCAGAUGUUGGGAGCUGGUGCAGCGCUACCGCAAGCGGGUGCCUCUGCCGCAGCUGCAGAAGAGCCUCCGAACGCAUCACGCCUCGGCGCGGCAGGAGCUGGUGGAACUGAUCAAUGAGAUCCUUGGAGUUGGAAUGUGGGAACGUGGACGGUCUGUCAAUCGCAUGACAGGGUCUUUGCAACUCGAGAGGCUCAAGCAACUGAAGAGGAAGUAUGCGGACUUCGUGAGCUUGUCCUCGCGGAUGCAAGGGGUCGAGCGGGCGCUGAAGCCGCUGCGCGCGCCCUUGGAAGAGUCUGCAGAGCUGACCAAAGGACUGCACAGCAAACUUGGAAGUCUUUUGCAAAAGGCAGAAGAAGCUCACCAAGGGCUGGUGCGGAUCGGAGCUCGCAAGGACGCGCUUCGGGCAUACAUCGAGAAUGCCAGGCUUUUAGAAAAGGUCCGCUCAUCGGGCACUGGAAUCGAUGCGGCGAGGCCGCGAACCUGGCUAAGUCGUCCUUCGCCAAGGAACCUCCAAGAGGCGGUGGCGCGGGACCUGCGGCGGAUCCGUCUGAGCCUGCAGGGAGCUCAUGCAGCGUCGCCCGAGUGUCAGGCGUUGCUGGAAGAGGCCAUGUCCUUCCAAGAGGAUUUCAGCCAGAAAUUGGUGGAGCAGCUGCGGCCUUUGCUGCUUUGCUCGAAGCGCUCCUGGGAUGCUGCGGGUGAAAUACCCAACACUGAGUUCCUGGCGAUCUGCCAACUCAGCCGUGCGCUGUGCCACCUGGGCCAUGCUGCACUGGUGGAGCAGAGCUUCGGAGAGGUCUUCGUGCGAGCGAAGCUCGAGGAGCUCAGUGCCACAUGCAAUGCGGUGGCGGAGGAGCAGAAGCGGAAGGCCAUGGCCAUGGCGGAAGGCUCCAAGAUGGUCAGCGCGGGGGCGGUGGAUCUGGCUAUUUUCUUCCAUUCAGUGCAGGAGACCUUCUUCACGGAGGCCUCUGCGUUGCUGUGGUUCGCCCGCCGCUGGAGUAGUGGGAGCUCUGGAGAUGUGGAGAUGCCUCGCGUCAGACUGCUGGCAGAGGCGCUGGUUCUGCCCUGCCUGCAAAAAGUGCAGGAGGUGUGGCCCAACGUCUUUAUGCCCGCUUUCCCGGACACCUUCGCGGCCAACUACCGGCACUUCAGCAGCUUCCUGCGCCAGGCAGAGGAAGUCAUGGAGGUGAGCGAAGCUGGAGAGCUCCAAAGGAAGUUGGUCGACUUCCAACGAAAGUGGAAGACGCAGGUCUACUGCUCCCUCCGCACGAAGGAGGCGGCACAGCGCCUGGACACCGCCGCCCAGAAGCUCACGCUCGACUCCGCCGAGCCCGGUGGCGUCUACUGGCUUCCGGUCUCUGGCGAGCUCAUCAGGACCAUCGAUCUGGUCUGGAAGGCUUGGUAUUUGAGCUGCUUGUAUCCCAAGAUGGCCCGACUCUCGCUGGAGCUGGUGGCCAAGUACGGGAAAGCCAUCUCGGCCUUCGUGGAGACGAGCGCUGGUGGUGCUUGGGAUGCUGCACAGCAAGGUUGGAGUGCAUCCUCCUUGCCGGUGCGCUUCGCACGCGCCGCAGCGGACGUCUUGCAGGUGAUUGCCAGCUUCAGCGUGGAGGGGUCACCAGGGCUUGUAGCCCAGCUCUUCUUGGAGCCAUUGGAGUCAGAGAAGCCACGAGAACUGGAGGUGGCUAAGGUGCUGCUGAUGGAGGCAGCUCGGAGUCUGGAGCCAAUGCUGCUUUUGUUGAAGGAUGGGAUGGUGAAGCAAGUGGUGGCCAUGGGGACGCCCUUCGCGGCGAUCCGCGGGAUUCCAGCCUUCUACCGGAUGCUGAACAAGCCGGUGCCCACCAAAGCCUCGCCCUAUGUGGAGUCCUCCUUAAGGUGGGAACAAGCAGAGACAAAAGCGGGAUGCCAGCCCAAACUACCUCCAGAGCGAGAUCGGACAAAUGAGCAGACUCUGACUCGGUAG
Messenger RNA from Durusdinium trenchii, 2040 nucleotides. NCBI's taxonomy places the organism in Eukaryota, Dinophyceae, Suessiales, Symbiodiniaceae. The record is from the annotation of a GenBank genome assembly.